This is a messenger RNA of Pneumocystis murina B123, 1066 nucleotides long. RefSeq lists its product as hypothetical. Gene Ontology annotation, biological process: trans, trans-farnesyl diphosphate biosynthetic process. The record is from RefSeq and is a predicted model, not a curated record. Gene Ontology annotation, cellular component: cytoplasm. The transcript has 7 exons. Gene Ontology annotation, molecular function: dimethylallyltranstransferase activity; (2E,6E)-farnesyl diphosphate synthase activity. Lineage: Eukaryota; Fungi; Ascomycota; Pneumocystomycetes; Pneumocystales; Pneumocystaceae. The coding region runs from base 17 to 1066 and encodes 349 amino acids.
UUUCUUAAUAUUUAAGAUGGAAAAUAACCUGAUUACAGCAAAACAAAGAUUUGAGCGUAUUUUCCCUUUAAUUGUUGAGGAUCUUAAUGUAUAUUUAAAGACUCUUAAUAUCCCUCAAAUUGGUAGAGAUUGGUUUAUGAAGAUUCUACAUUAUAAUUGUUUAGGAGGAAAGCUUAGUCGUGGGCUUUCAGUUAUUGAUUCAUAUGAAAUUCUAUUAGAUCGAUCAUUAAAUGAAGAAGAAUAUAAGAAAGCAGCAAUUCUUGGAUGGACAGUUGAAUUGCUUCAAGCGUGUUUUCUUGUUGUGGAUGAUAUUAUGGAUCAAUCAAAAACAAGACGUAAUCAAUGUUGUUGGUAUUUGAUGCCUAAUGUUGGGAUGACUGCAAUUAAUGAUUCUUUUAUGUUGCAAUCAUCUAUUUUUUUUUUACUUAAGAAAUAUUUUCGAGAGGAACCAUAUUAUACAUCUUUGAUGGAGAAUUUCCAUGAUAUUACGUUUAAAACGGAAUUUGGGCAACUUUUGGAUCUUUUGACAGCACCAGAGAAUAAUGUUGAUUUGUCAAGGUUUUCGAUGGAUAGACAUUCAUUUAUUAUUGAAUAUAAAACAGCAUUUUAUUCUUUUUAUUUGCCAGUUGUUUUGGCUAUGAAUAUGGCAGGAAUAUCUAGUGAGGAUAAUCUAGAGCAGGCAAAAAAUAUAUUGGUCCCUCUUGGAAAAUAUUUUCAGAUUCAAGAUGAUUUUCUUGAUUGCUUUGGGGAUCCUGAUAUUAUGGGAAAAAUUGGAACAGAUAUAAUGGAAAAUAAAUGUACUUGGUUGAUUAAUAAAGCACUGGAAAAGGCGACUCCUUCACAACGUAAAAUUUUAGAGGAAAAUUAUGGAAAAAAGAAUACCGAUUCUGAACUAGUUAUUAAAAAACUAUAUGAUGAAUUAGAGUUAUGUAAAGAAUUCGAGAUAUAUGAGAAGCAGGUUGUUACUUAUAUUCUUAAAUUAAUCUCAAAAAUUGAUGAAUCUCGUGGAUUAAAAAAAAAGGUUUUUACUACAUUUCUUGAUAAAAUAUAUCAAAGAUGUAAAUAA